Messenger RNA from Gastrolobium bilobum, 1114 nucleotides. Its product is annotated as 2-C-methyl-D-erythritol 2,4-cyclodiphosphate synthase, chloroplastic. Gene Ontology annotation, biological process: terpenoid biosynthetic process. Gene Ontology annotation, molecular function: 2-C-methyl-D-erythritol 2,4-cyclodiphosphate synthase activity. NCBI's taxonomy places the organism in Eukaryota, Viridiplantae, Streptophyta, Magnoliopsida, Fabales, Fabaceae. The transcript is spliced from 3 exons. Bases 142 to 849 code for a protein of 235 amino acids. The record is from RefSeq and is a predicted model, not a curated record.
CAUCCAUUUGUCGCUGCCAAUCACUUGUCUCCUCUGGUCUCACUACAGAAUAUGCCGUUCUGUGCCGCUCAAAUAACCAUGUGUCGUGACUGAAGUUGUUGGUCACCAUUUCAUAGCACAGCGUCCUCAACGUCAACGGCUAUGGCGGCAUCUUCCUUUACAGCAACUUCUAUCCCCUUCCCAUUCACAAUAACCACUAAACCCUCUCAUCUAUUUUCCUUCUCUUGUUCUUUUCCUCUCAAACAUCAUACCCUCCUUCCGAACCUCCAUCUCCGACCAUCUUCAACUGUCUCAGCCUCAGCAGCUGCAACUCCAACCACCUCCAUCCAAAUCGACGAAUCUCCAGUCUCCGCCACUCCUUCCAAGGCUCUUCCCUUUCGGGUCGGGCACGGUUUUGACCUCCACCGGUUAGAACCCGGUUACCCCUUAAUCAUUGGUGGAAUUAACAUACCCCACGAUAGGGGUUGCGAGGCUCAUUCCGAUGGGGAUGUUCUGCUUCACUGCGUGGUGGAUGCAAUUUUGGGGGCUUUAGGUCUUCCUGAUAUAGGGCAGAUAUUUCCGGAUUCAGAUCCUAAGUGGAAGGGUUGUGCCUCUUCGGUGUUCAUCCAAGAAUCUGUGAGGCUUAUGCAUGACGCAGGUUAUGAUAUUGGAAAUUUAGAUGCUACGUUGAUACUUCAGAGGCCAAAGCUAAGUCCACACAAGGAUGCUAUCAAGGCCAAUUUAGCUGCACUGCUUGGAGUUGACUCUUCUGUUGUAAAUAUCAAAGCAAAAACUCAUGAAAAGGUAGACAGCCUUGGAGAAAAUAGAAGUAUAGCGGCUCACACAGUGGUUCUUCUAAUGAAGAAAUGAGGUGAGAAGCUGGAAAUAUCAUGAAGGACAUGAAAGAAUUAUAAUUUGUAAAAAUUACUGUAAAUUUUAUAAAUUAUGCUUUAUUAGCUUCUAGUGUACUGUUUAAUGCUUAUACGGAUCUUAUAGCUCACUCGGGCUGCUAGUUAUUGGUUUAACGCUUACCUCACAACUUGCUAAGAAUUUGGUUCCUAUCUUUUAGUUUUUUGGUAUUUAGGGGACCCCUGUGUAGGUUUGAACGGCAGAAAUAUUUAUUUAAGUCAGAAAC